Hordeum vulgare subsp. vulgare (domesticated barley) is the source of this 2406-nucleotide messenger RNA. RefSeq lists its product as uncharacterized. Bases 241 to 2226 code for a protein of 661 amino acids. NCBI's taxonomy places the organism in Eukaryota, Viridiplantae, Streptophyta, Magnoliopsida, Poales, Poaceae. The record is from RefSeq and is a predicted model, not a curated record. The transcript has 10 exons.
CUCAGCCCGUCAGCGAUGACGCGAGCGACGGAAGCCGUGACGGCACCGAACCCGGGGUCCGUGUGACCGCCGACGGCAUCGUCCUCGUCGUCUCUGCGCUCUCGAACGUUCCGCUCGCCUCCAAAUAACCCACACCCGAGGCCGGGGAGGCGGCCCAUCACUUCCCCUUCCGUCGCUUCCUCCAUCGGCCGCUUGCUCCGUGGUGCCCGACUCGGCGAGAGGCCUCUGCCUAGGAACAAAAUGGAUGAACAGAGAAUAGCUCGAAUAUCGGUCACUUGGAGAGGCAGGCAACUUGACGUUGAUGCAGACCCAAGAUGUACGAUCAAGGAAUUUGGGCAACUGCUCCAGGAUUUGACUAAUGUUAAACCAGAGACGUUGAAGCUCAUAGUUCCGCAAUCUGCAAACAAAGGUUCCAAGCUGAUCAGUCCAUUUUCAGACACCCAUUCAAGCUUAACACUGAAAGAAGCCGCUAUCAGUGAGGGUAAGCUUAUUAGAAUGAUGGGUGUAUUUGAAGAUGAAAUUGAGGAAGUAUCAGACAAUGGAAAAAACCCAGAUAUGCGGAUAAUUGGAUUUGAAGAGGAAGAACAGCGGCUGAGGCAACGAUCUUCAGGCAGGCCCCGAGUUUCACUGAAACUUCCACAGGGGCAAUACAUCUUCUGUGAUUUUAGGACACUUCACUUACCUGGGGUUGAGUUGAAUCCACCACCUUCGGAAGCUCUGAAAAGAAUGCACAUGCUUGCAUGUGACCCCGGCAUAAUUGCGAUCAUGAACAAGCAUAGAUGGCGAGUGGGAAUCAUGACUGAAAUGGCACCAGUGGGAUAUGUAGGUGUUAGUCCGAAAUGCAUUCUUGGCUUCAAUAAGAACAUGGGAGAGGAGAUAUCCCUUCGCCUACGGACUGAUGAUUUGAAAGGAUUUCGGAAAUAUGAAAGUAUCAAGAAAACUCUGCUCCAUGAACUUGCACAUAUGGUUCACUCUGAGCAUGAUGCCCUCUUUUUCGCUCUUAAUAAGCAGUUGAAUGAGGAAGCUGCGUCCUUGGACUGGACCAAAUCAAGUGGACAUGUGCUGAGUGGCCGCAAAAUAUUUGAUUCCUAUGAAGAUGAGUUUGAUUUAGAACCGGAAGCUCAUGUUGUCGGUCACAAGCUUGGAGGGCGAUCGAGUUCACUGGCAAGUUCCCGUGUGUUGCCAGGGGUAGCUGCUUAUCAGCGUCUCUUGAGUGCAUCAUCAACAGAUUUGGGGAGUUCCCACAGUAGUGUUACUAAAUCUGUGGAGAGAUAUAAUGUGCAAGGUACACAAGCAGAACCUGAUCCGGAUGAUGCUGGUGAGGAUUUUAUUCUGGAAAAUGUGAAGGCGGAACCAGACCCAGAUGAUAAUGACGCCAUGCCUAUUGAUGUAACAAUUGUGACAUCAGGAUCAGCAGGUUUUGUAGCAUCUACAGAGCAGAAUGCCAAGAAAAGCUCUGUUGGUUGCCUAGAACCUGAUCCUGAUGAUACUGCAGAUGUUGACAUGCUUAACAAGGAGAUCGAUGGUGAGCAUGAUAAUGAACCUGAUCCUGAUGAUGGUACUAGUGAAUUCGUCUUGGAAUCUGGAAACACGAUGGAAGUGGAGAUGGAGCUGAGAACUGACUCCACAGUUCUAAAAUCGGAACCUGAUCCUGAUGACUCCUCUAGCUCUAUUCAAAACCAGAAGGUGAGCAUUGAUGAGAAGCAUAUGGGAGAGCCUGAUCCGGAUGCUAGUAGCUGUGGAGCUGCUUUGGCAUCUGGAAAUAAGAUCCAAGCGGAGAUUGGGCAGAGCAGAAACCACUCAAUUUUGGAGUCUGAACCUGACCCUGACGAUCAUGCUGCUAAUUUAAAGAGCGAUGAGCUGCAAAGAAUAGAAGAGCCAGUGGCAGCCCUCUGUUCGCGCCUCCAGAAGGCUAUUGAAAUGCUCCGGUCGCAAGCAACACCUUCAGAGGCAGCCUCUGCACUUCAAACACUCUUCAAAAUUAUCAAGAAUGUGAUAGAGAACCCGAACGACAUUCGUUAUAGAAGAUUGCGCAAGACCAAUCCGCAUUUCCAAAGGAGCGUGGUGAAUUACAAAGCUGCGAUGGAGGUCCUCGAGUUGAUUGGCUUCUGCGAGGAUGUCGUCUCGGAUGAGAUUGGGCGUGCGGAGACCUACCUGGUGCUGAAGAGGAACGAUCCUGGGUUGCUGUGGCUUGCGAAGUCCUCCCUUGAAGUAUCCAUGGCUUGAUAAAACUUCCAGCUAUUAUUAUAGCCUGUCAGACUGUAUACCUGUAUAUCAUGACAUUUCAUCCCCUUUGUGCUGCGAAAAUGGUUUAGUGUGCUCUUGUGCGAUGAGAAUGAGAACAUGAAACUGUGGUGUUGUUUGUCAGCUUCACAAUUGUAUAUCAAAUAUAUGUGAUUGCAGAUA